Messenger RNA from Cavia porcellus (domestic guinea pig), 5015 nucleotides. RefSeq names its product hormonally up-regulated Neu-associated kinase (gene Hunk). Gene Ontology annotation, biological process: protein phosphorylation; intracellular signal transduction. The coding region runs from base 82 to 2229 and encodes 715 amino acids. Gene Ontology annotation, molecular function: protein serine/threonine kinase activity; ATP binding. The record is from RefSeq and is a predicted model, not a curated record. The transcript has 11 exons. Gene Ontology annotation, cellular component: cytoplasm. NCBI's taxonomy places the organism in Eukaryota, Metazoa, Chordata, Mammalia, Rodentia, Caviidae.
GACGGGGAGGAGGAGAAGGCGGAGGCGCAGCGAGCGAGCGCGGGAGCCUCGCCGGAGCCGCGCGGGCUGCGGACCAGCGUGAUGCCGGCGGCGGCGGGGGACGGGCUCCUGGGCGAGCCCGCGGCGCCCGGGGGCGUCGGCGGCGCGGAGGAGGCGGCCAGGCCGGCGGCGGCCUGCGAGGGAAGUUUCCUGCCGGCCUGGGUGAGCGGCGUGCCCCGCGAGCGGCUCCGCGACUUCCAGCACCACAAGCGCGUGGGCAACUACCUGAUCGGCAGCAGGAAGCUGGGCGAGGGCUCGUUCGCCAAGGUGCGCGAGGGGCUGCACGUGCUGACCGGAGAGAAGGUGGCCAUCAAAGUCAUUGAUAAGAAGAGAGCCAAAAAGGACACCUAUGUCACCAAAAACCUGCGGCGGGAGGGACAGAUCCAGCAGAUGAUCCGUCACCCCAAUAUCACACAGCUCCUCGAUAUCUUAGAGACAGAAAACAGCUACUACCUGGUCAUGGAGCUGUGUCCUGGGGGUAACUUGAUGCACAAGAUCUAUGAGAAGAAGCGCCUGGAGGAGUCCGAAGCCCGCAGAUACAUCCGGCAGCUCAUCUCUGCGGUGGAGCACCUUCACCGGGUCGGGGUGGUCCACAGAGACUUGAAGAUAGAAAAUUUGCUACUAGAUGAAGACAAUAAUAUCAAGCUGAUUGACUUUGGCUUGAGCAACUGUGCAGGGAUCCUGGGUUACUCGGACCCGUUCAGCACGCAGUGUGGCAGCCCCGCCUACGCCGCGCCCGAACUGCUCGCCAGGAAGAAAUACGGUCCCAAAAUCGAUGUCUGGUCCAUAGGCGUGAACAUGUAUGCCAUGUUGACGGGGACCCUGCCUUUCACAGUGGAGCCUUUCAGCCUGAGGGCUUUGUACCAGAAGAUGGUGGACAAAGACAUGAACCCCCUCCCCACCCAGCUGUCCACAGGGGCCAUCAACUUCCUACGCUCCCUGCUGGAACCAGAUCCCGUGAAGAGACCAAAUAUUCAGCAAGCCCUGGCGAAUCGCUGGCUCAAUGAGAAUUACACAGGCAAAGUGCCCUGCAAUGUCACCUAUCCCAACAGGAUUUCCCUGGAAGACCUGAGCCCCAGCGUGGUGCUACACAUGACGGAGAAGCUGGGCUUCAAGAACAGUGACGUGAUCAACACCGUGCUCUCCAACCGCGCCUGCCACAUCCUCGCCAUCUACUUCCUCUUGAACAAGAAGCUCGAGCGCUAUUUGUCAGGGAAAUCUGAUAUCCAGGACAGUGUCUGCUACAAGACCCAGCUCUACCAGAUAGAAAAAUGCAGGACCACCAAGGAGCCCUAUGAGGCCUCCUUGGACACCUGGACCAGAGACUUUGAAUUCCAUGCUGUGCAGGACAAAAAGCCCAAAGAACAAGAGAAGAAAGGAGACUUUCUUCAUCGACCCUUUUCCAAGAAGCUGGACAAGAAUCUGCCCUCGCACAAGCAGCCCUCCUCAGCCUCGCUCAUCACGCAGAUUCAGAACACCAAAGCCCUGCUGAAGGACCGGAAGGCCACCAAACCUGUCUUCCCCGACAAAGACUCCUUUGGCUGCCGUGGUAUUUUCCGGAAGACCUCCGAUUCCAAUUGCGUGGCCUCUUCUUCCAUGGAAUUUAUCCCUGUCCCACCUCCCAGAACCCCCAGGACCCUAAAAAAAGUGGAGUCCCAUCAGCAAGGGCCUGGGAGCGCCAGCAUCCCUGCCAAGGAAGACCCCCUGAUGCUGGACAUGGUGCGUUCCUUCGAGUCUGUUGAUCGAGAUGAGCACAUAGAACUCCUGUCCCCAUCCCAUCGCUACAGGAUCCUGAACUCACCAGUGAGCUUGGGUCGCAGGAAUUCCAACGAGAGGACACUUUCCCCACUGCUGCUGUCUGGAAGUACGUCACCUCUCCAGACUCCUUUGCAUUCCACUCUGGUCUCUUUUGCUCACGAAGAUAAGAACAGCCCCCCAAAAGAAGAAGAGGUAUGUUCUCCGCCUCCAGUUUCCAUCAGUGGCCCCACGCAGCCUCUGGGGAGCCCCAACUGUGUCAAGAGCCGGGGCAGGUUCCCCAUGAUGGGCAUUGGACAGAUGCUGCGGAAACGCCACCAGAGCCUGCAGCCCUCUGUGGAGAGGUCCCUGGAGGCCAGCAUGCCUCCACUGCAGCCCAUGGCCCCCAGCAACCUCGCCUUUGACCUGGCUGAUGGGGUCAAGGGCCAAUGUUAACCUGGACCAGUGAGAUUCUGGGUCUCUGUAAAGAAAGCAGCAGAGCAGAACUCCACACAUCUGUCAGAGUGUGAACAAGGACCUCUUGUAUGCCUGUCAUGGAACCUCAGAUCAGCCCAAAUCCACACACCCAAAGCCUGCACAACCCAGCCUCACCUAGGGACUCCUGAGAUGCUGGAAAUCACCAGGAGGGCUGGCAACGGGGGCAGUCGAUUCCAGUCACAGACCGUCCUUCCUUCCACCCACUCACCAAGCCCUCUCUAUUGCACACUACUGGGCUCCGGGCUGAAAAACACACAUCAGACUAGACUGACCUAGACUGUUACAGAUCUUUGUUCCCUCUGUGCUGUUGGGUACCUCUCAGCAAUUGCUGUCUGCUCUGCAGUCGGGCCCAGCCUCAGAGGGACUCGGCAUCCAAGGUCUGCCAUCAAGGCCACAGUUUCCUUUGGACUGAAGUGGCCUUUCUCUUGGUAACUAACAGCAAAUCUCUGCAGCUCGUUAGGAGCAGUGACUCGAGUGCUAACCGAAGAGGAAUGCAGAGCAGCCCCUUAGAGUAAAGAUGGAGUAGUCUGGACCUGGAUGUAAGGAAAGAGCUGAAGGAAACACCCAUCCCGAGAAAGACUUUGGCGGUGGCGGUGGCGGUGGUGGCGGGGGGGGGGGGACUUGCUAAUGGCUGAACAAUCUUGUCCAAAGAAUUGUUUUCUUGAUGGGGUGUCAUUAAAUUGAAAUCAUGUGAUUUUUAGGAACCCAGCUGGAGAAAUGAAAAACAGUCUCACCAAAAUCGUAUUUGCCAGCAAGAACGCAGCCCAGAGGGCAGAAAAGCUGGCUCAGGUGGUUUUCAAUGGCAUUCGACCAAAGUGGCCUGCAGGAGGGGCAGGAUCCCUAUCGCCCAGUGCUCGUCCUGCUGUACCAACAGGGCCACCGUCCUCCUAGAAGGCAUGAAGCUAGCCGGUUCUUUGCAGACAGAGAAAGAAUGUUCAGCAUGAUUCAUAUGCGGAAAAGGAAACAUUACCUCUGUGUUCACACAGGAAAGAAGUGUGAUUUAGAGCUCAGCUCGUCUGCGGUGAACUGAGAACAGCUUGCCGGGCGGGGAACAUGUUCGAGUACAGGACACUUGCUUCUUCCAGGACCGCAGCGUCCCCCAAGCAGGGUUCCGUCUGUGUUGUGUUCUCACACCUUUUGCCAAGGAUUGAACCAAAGAUGUGUCUCCACUUCUGUGGCUGUGCUGUCCUUGUGUGUGCGUUUGUGGACCCUAGUGUGGUCUGGCUGCAUCCGGCUGGAGCCUGACGGGUACUUUCUUCACAGAAGGCCUGGGCCUGGCCUUCAGUCAUGGGCAGAAUUGCGAGAAGGGAAAAAGAGCGGCACGCUUUGGAAUGAGUGGAGUGGGAUGGACUGGUUGGAUAGCAGUCAGGUUAGGAGAUGGGUGAUGGAAUGGCCUAGAAUCUUCAACUAUUUUUUAUCCCCCUCCCCCUCCGCAGUACUAGAGAUUGAAUCGAGGGCUAGAAAAAUGCUCAAGCGCUGAGCUGUGACAUUGGCCCUUUUUAUUUUUUUAUUGUGAGACAGAGUCUCAGUUUCCCAAGCUGCCUUUAAACUCGCCAUUCUUUUGCCUCAGCCUCCCGAGUAGCUGGGAUAACCGGCAUGCGCACUAUUUCCGAAAGUGUCAGCUUCUUACUAGUAUGGAUGUUACCAGAGGCUCCACUGUGUCCACUCGGCUAGGUUGUUCCAGUCUGUUGAUUCCAAAGUGGGCCAAGUCCCUUGAGAACGGCAAACAGGCCUUCUUUUCCCCAGCAGGGAGCCCUCUGCCAGCAGAGGCGUCCUUGGGGCCCUCCCAGCUCUGACUAAGUGAAGAGAGACCAGAUCUCUAGUUAACUGCAGAAGCUACCCAGCUGUGCUGGCAAGACCUGGGGUUACUCAGUCCCUUGGACAGUAAUCACCCCAUCUCUAAGGCUACAUUAGGCAGACAUCAGUCUCCUGGCUGUUGGUGUUAUUCCUUUGUGUAGUUUCAGAGCAGUUUCUGAACUUUACUCUCAAAAUAGAGCUUUUUAAUCAGAGAAAAGAAAAGAAUCGUCCAGUAGAUCCUCUCUCUUUUUGAAACGCCAUGCUUGCUUUUCAGUGGGUAGAGAAGCCUUCCAUCUAGAUGGCGUCCGCCUGUAACUGCCUCUCCAAACAGGCUGGGAACGUGUGGACCUGUGCACACAUUCGCCUGUCCACCUUUGUCCACCUUUGUGUCUUUUUUCUUGCAUUUUACUUUCCUCGCCAGCCUGCGUGUUUCCAUGCCGCCGUUAGCUCGUGGAGAGCGUGUUGAUCAUUCUUCGAGAGCGGCUGCAGAUGUGGGACUGCCAGCCUGGGUUGCCCUUGGCAACGCGGACUCUGAGCUCAGGUUUACUCUGAACCAGUGAGAAGAGAAGGGAGCCGGGAGAGGGAAUAAGCUGUAUGUUUGGUGUGGGUGAGCACCUAAGAAAUCUAUGAAACCAAGUGAAAGGAAAAAAAAUGUUAAAUUCUUUAUUAUUUUAUUAUAUUUAUAUGGAAAACUUGACCAUCCCUUUGGUAAGUACAGAGUGUGUUGUCUGUCUGGCUCAUGACUGUCUCUCAGUUUGUCGGUGCCUGUGAUUGCAGUCAGCCUCUGGCUGCUGAUGGACAUGACCCAACUGCCGUGGGGCUAAAGUUAAGGAGGAAAAGUCCAUUUUAAUUGUAUGAUUUGGUCAUAAAUAAGGACCAUAUUUAUGUCACCUUUAUUGAAUAUAUGUACUUUUAUAAUGACUGUGAAAUACACUUUUUCCUCACUA